CAAUGCCAGAAGAGGUCACGGAUAAUGAAUUCUAACCGUUAGAUUCACUCUUUUCGCCAACACCUGCUUGCUAUAUAUACCGAUAUACCACUAAACGCCCCAAACUUUCUGAUUGUCUAGAGAGAGAGAAGGCGAAGAUAGCUGUUCAUAAUCUGAGAGAUGGCACGUACUAAGCAAACUGCUCGCAAGUCAACUGGAGGAAAGGCUCCUAGGAAGCAACUUGCUACCAAGGCUGCUCGUAAGUCUGCCCCAACCACUGGAGGAGUUAAGAAGCCACACAGAUACCGCCCUGGAACUGUUGCCCUUCGUGAAAUCCGCAAGUACCAGAAGAGUACAGAGCUGCUCAUCAGGAAACUGCCAUUCCAGAGGCUUGUCCGUGAAAUUGCUCAGGACUUCAAGACCGACCUGCGUUUCCAGAGCCAUGCAGUGCUGGCACUGCAGGAGGCGGCUGAGGCAUACCUUGUGGGUUUGUUUGAAGAUACUAACCUCUGCGCCAUCCAUGCCAAGCGUGUGACUAUCAUGCCCAAGGACAUCCAGUUGGCUAGGAGGAUCAGGGGUGAGCGUGCUUAAGUGGAAGGAUGGUUGAUGGGAUGUUUUGUGGUUGAUGGUGGUCUGAACUUUUGGGUCUCUUGUUCUUUCCAUCCUCAAUUAAUGUAGGAUAUAAUUUAGUUUUGAAGUUUUAGUGCUUGGGUAGCAGUAGUAUGUGGUGGUAUCCCUUGGAUGCCUGGGUUGGUGGUGUGCAGUGAUUGGGCAAACGUUUGUUUAUCUGUUGGGAAUGGUAUUUUGUUGUUAAAGCUGUCUUUGUUGUACACCAAUGGUGUGACAAACAAUCUUUUAUAUUGUCAUAUGAAGUAGGUAAUUUGUUCUAA
Messenger RNA from Cornus florida, 869 nucleotides. RefSeq names its product histone H3.3. Lineage: Eukaryota; Viridiplantae; Streptophyta; Magnoliopsida; Cornales; Cornaceae. Gene Ontology annotation, molecular function: DNA binding; structural constituent of chromatin; protein heterodimerization activity. The record is from RefSeq and is a predicted model, not a curated record. Gene Ontology annotation, cellular component: nucleosome. Bases 160 to 570 code for a protein of 136 amino acids. The transcript is spliced from 5 exons.